UCCUUCAGAAACUGACAGACCAGAAGGCGACCACUGACCACGCUGCAGCCCUAUUGGAAAAUAAUUUCAGUAACCCCGCCCCCAAGAAGGAGACCACCGUGCUAUUGGCUGACGAGGUAAGGCCGCCUUUUAAUCACGAAUGCACUCUGUCUCGACUCUUUAAGGAUAGGAGAAUGUAUUUUUACUUUGGUUGUAACCAUCGUUUACCCCAACUGGGAGAUGCAAAUGAUAGAUGUCAAGACAGAGGAUUGUGUUCAUUCUAUAAUUGUCUCAGUAUUUCUACUCUACAUAUUUCGUGGACACAUUGCAGUAGAAUUACACAUCAUUGACUUGAAUGGGGGAUGCUUGUUCUAAUCAUUCCAUUUCUGUGACUGACCCUGUGUUCCACUCCUUAGCUGGACUUGCUUUUGGACCAGGAAGCAGAACAUCAUGUACAAGCUGUUUGAUUGGCCAAAGAGGCGCCACGCCCGCCUGGUGGUGCUGACCAAUGCCAACACCAUGGACCUCCCAGAGAGGAUAAUGAUCAACAGGGUGACCAGCAUACUGGUAAGGACUGUCUCUUUCACCACCACAUGAGGGCGCUGUUCUACUGGUGUGUCCAGGCUUGCAAUCACCUCUACUUUCAUUACAGAUGCAUUUGUACUUACUAAGGAGCUUACUAAUGAUGUUUUUGUAUUGCUUAUGAAAUGUAAUUUUGUAUUCUUGCAGCUCUAAUAGUGUGUGGAUGAAAGUGUUUGUGUGUUUAACUGCAUCUUACGGUGUUUAGAACUGUGUGUGUGUGUCCAGGGCCUGACCAGGAUGUCGUUCUAGCUGUACAGCUACAGCAGAUCAUCACGUCCGGACUGAACAAGGUCAAGGCCUUUGAGGAGGAGGCUCUGCACCUCGUCUCCAAAAAGGUAUUCUAUUAUCCAGCCCAAGGGGUGCACAACUCAGAUCCUUGCGUUCCAGUCCUUCUGUUUUUUUUUUUCUUCCUGCCUCUUAAUUGAUACAUUAAUGCCAUCGAUUGGAACCAUGGAUUGGAAUGGUCUGCCAGUGAUACUGUGAAGUGUUCUGUUUGGCGGUACCUAUCUGUGAGUGGUGUUUCUGUCUCUGACCGCUGUCCCUCUCCCGUCCACCAGGUGGCAGCGUUAUCAGGAGACAUCUGGCGAUGUCUGGACACAGAGAUCUGCGAGCACUCAGCCUCACACCUGUCCUCCACAGGAUUGGUGGGCAUGAGUCAUGUGAUGGAGGCCCUGGAUGAGAUGUCCUUCUCCUCUUACAUCAAAGCCAACAGGUAAGAGACACCCCAUUGGCCCACAGAGCUGUCAAUCUGUUCCCAUUGGCCCAGAGAGCUGUCAAUCUAUUUGAAAUCUAUGUGUGUUACGUGUGCAUUGGUGUAGGAGAAGCUCUUCCUGAGGGCGGUCAUCGCUGAAUUCAGGCGGCUGGGACUGGAGGUGGCCACCUUCCAACAGGUAUAGACCCUACUGAGGUCAACAUUGACUUACUUCAGCUCUUGCUCAACACACAUCUUUCCUUCUUUUACCCGCAUUGUGGAUCUUUCCCCAAAUUCCCUUAUCUAAAGUCCACUGUCCCCCACCCUCCCCCUAGGUGUUAGUGCAGCACCAAGCGUUGUGUCGUGUGGAGGGCCUGUAUCCCCUAAGUGUGUCCGAGGGUCUGGCCGUGUGUCAGCGCCUGAGGGCGUGUCGUCUGCUGCUGCUGGAGGCCAGCCGUCUAGACGUACUACAGCAGGUCAGCCAGAACGACGUGCUCUACGCACUCAAUGCCGACAGAGAGACCACCAGGGGUCCAGGCAGGGGUCCACCCUGUGUUUCCUGACAAGGUUGGUCCUAACAUAAGGAUUUGUUUUCUCAGUUCAGGAGAGCUGCCGUAUCACCAGGUUUCAGUUGCAGUGAAGGGUUAUACUGUAAUUAUCUCGGUUCCUGAGCCAGAUUGGGAAAGGAAACUGGCUCCAUCAGGACUAUCUCUGUCCGUUCAAUUGAUCGAUGUACUGUUUUGUGAGAACCAAGAUCCCUCUCUCACACUGAAACUCUUCAGGUCCACCAUUGGACCACAUAGUCCCAUGCCUGCCCUUGACCACAGCCAAUACUACUGUACCACUCAGGACUGGGAACAUGAAUCCCACAGACACCUCUGGCUGUGUACUCUUUUUUUAGAGGCUCACAGUUUGGUUUGAUGGUGUCUUCUGAGAGGCAGAGUAAUUUUUUUUUUAGGACAAGGAUCCUCUGUUUUUAAUAUUAUUUUACAAAUGCUUUUCAGUGUUGUCAUUGUUGCAAGCACCAUUGGAAGCAUUUGAAAGGGAAACUGCAUCGUACUUGAACAUUUUAUUAUGGAAUUCUGCCAAGCACAAAAUAAAUCAUGACUUCUAUUAAAUUGAUUUUAUGUAUGUUUACUGAAAAUUGCCCUUGUUACAAACUUUUGAAAGGAUAUUUAAAUCUGGUUUUAACUCAUUGUGUUGAUGGGAGCGCUAGAGUUCCCCAUCAGUUAGCCAUUUGACUUUCCUCUUUUAUCCUUAUUCAAACAUUUUAAUGUUGCUCUUGUUGGUUUUAUGAUUUUCUGUAUUAUUUUUUGAAUAUUGUAUCUACAAAUAUAAUUAAGAUAUUUAACAAUACUUGUAGGUCUACCUUUCCAUUCUUCAUGUACUCAUGAAUACAUUACCUGCACAGGUAUUGCUUUCCAGAGAUGGCUAGAAUGAAGCAAGCAUAGUUU
Messenger RNA from Coregonus sp. 'balchen', 2706 nucleotides. NCBI's taxonomy places the organism in Eukaryota, Metazoa, Chordata, Actinopteri, Salmoniformes, Salmonidae. The record is from the annotation of a GenBank genome assembly.